AUGCCGAACCGCAAGGCCACCCGGAAUGCCUACUAUUUCUUCGUGCAGGAGAAGAUCCCUGAACUGCGGCGGCGAGGCCUGCCGGUGGCUCGCCUCCUGAGCCAGGACGAAAAGGAGAAGUACGCAGACAUGGCUCGAGCAUGGAGAGCUGCCCAGGGGAAGGAGUCGGGACCUUCCGAGAAGCAGAAACCUGUUUGCACCCCACUGAGGAAGCCAGGCAUGCUUGUACCAAAGCAGAAUGUUUCACCCCCGGAUAUGUCAAGCUUGUCUCUGAAAAAUGAUCAAGCUCUCCUUGGAGGCAUUUUUUAUUUUUUGAACAUUUUUAGCCACGGCGAACUGCCUCCUCACUGUGAACAGCGCUUUCUCCCUUGUGAAAUAGGCUGUGUGAAAUAUUCUCUCCAAGAUGGUAUCAUAGCGGACUUCCACAGUUUCAUCAGUCCUGGUGAAAUUCCACGAGGAUUUCGGUUUCAUUGUCAGGCUGCAAGUGAUUCGAGUCACAAGAUUCCCAUUUCAAACUUUGAAUCUGGAUGUGACCAAGCAACUGUGCUACAAAACCUUUAUAGGUUCAUCCAUCCAAACCCAGGGAAGUGGCCACCUGUCUACUGUAAGUCUGACGAUAGAGCCAGAGUCAACUGGUGUCUGAAGCACAUGGAGAAGGGGUUGGAAAUCAGGCAAAAUCUGGAACUUCUCACUGUUGAGGAUCUUGUAGUGGGGAUCUACCAGCAAAAGUUCCUCAAGGAGCCCUCCAAGACCUGGGUUCGGAGCCUGCUCGACGUGGCCAUGUGGGAUUAUUCUAGCAACACAAGGUGCAAGUGGCACGAGGAAAAUGACAUUCUCUUCUGCGCUUUAGCUGUUUGCAAGAAAAUUGCGUACUGCAUCAGCAAUUCUCUGGCCACGCUCUUUGGAAUCCAGCUCACAGGGGCCCACGUGCCCUUACAGGAUUACGAGGCCAGCAACAGGGUGACACCCAAAAUGGUCAUAUUAGAUGCAGGGCGGUACCAGAAGCUAAGGUUUGAGAGCUCAGGAUUCUCUCAUUUCAACUAUUCUAAUCAGGAACCAAGAUCAAACACACCCACUGGUGACUACCCUUCUGGGGUGAAGAUUUCAGGCCCAAACAGCAGUGUUCGGGGAAGAGGGAUCACGCGCCUGCUAGAGCGCAUCUCGGGCUCCUCCAGCAGCGUCCCCAGGUUCUCCAGCUGUGACACCGCGCUCUCCCCUUCCCUGUCCCCGAAGGGUGGGUACAAGUCCUUCUCCCCCCUGUCUUAAUGAUGGUACUCUUCAAUUCUGGGAAAAUAGCAGGCCCGCUUCCCUCUGAUUGCAGUCCCGGACAGCAGAGCACACCCCUGGUACAUGCCGCCCUCUGAAACGGCCUGCCUUGUAGAGAAUCCUGUUUCCUAGAUUAAAAGUAAUUGUGGUUGGAGAAGAUUUGGCAUUUUUGCUUUUUUCUCGAGGGCUUGCUCUGCUUCCUGACUGUGUAAUGGGGACGCCUUGGAAGGUUGACCUCCAAGGACAAAACUGGCCUUUUCAGAGGAGUGCUUUUGCAAAUGUUACAUUGUGCUCAUCUUUUCCUCCACAAUAAAGGUAUUGAAUGUCUGUUAUGAAAGGUGUUAAAAUAGUGUUGCUGUACUUCUGCCCAUUAUGACGUGUAGAACCUUUCUCUUGAGACCUGCUGGCUGUUUUCAUUGCAAAUAUCUAAAAAAUUUGCCUUUAAUAAAAAUAAAGUUUUGUUACUUAAAGUC
Myotis davidii is the source of this 1739-nucleotide messenger RNA. It is a transcript of the gene MAEL, whose product is annotated as maelstrom spermatogenic transposon silencer. The coding region runs from base 1 to 1266 and encodes 421 amino acids. The transcript is spliced from 12 exons. Gene Ontology annotation, molecular function: sequence-specific DNA binding. Gene Ontology annotation, biological process: regulation of miRNA-mediated gene silencing; spermatogenesis; piRNA processing. Lineage: Eukaryota; Metazoa; Chordata; Mammalia; Chiroptera; Vespertilionidae. Gene Ontology annotation, cellular component: nucleus; P granule. The record is from RefSeq and is a predicted model, not a curated record.